AUGCUGAUUGGAGCUCGCCAUCUCAUCUCUAAUGGCUCUCCCCACCUGCAGGAGUCCUUCAAGGCACUGGGUGACCAUGUCAACCAGACCAAAUUGGAGCUCAUGCGAAGCCAGAUGGCCGUGUUCAAGGAGAGUCUCGAGCAGUUUGCGCUGAAGUACAGGUCAGACAUACGCCGGGACCCUGCCUUCCGAGAAAGCUUUCAUGCCAUGUGCGUCACCAUUGGCGUGGACCCACUCGCGUCCAACAAGGGCAUCUGGAACCGCCUCCUCGGCUUUGGAGACUUUUACUACGAGCUGGGCGUGCAGUGCGUCGAGACCUGCCUGGUCCUCCGAUCCAGCAGGCGAAGGGGCUCGGCGGCCGAAGCGGUGUCCGCCGAUGAUGUGCUCAAGUCGCUGGAAAAGCUGUCGGUCCUGGGUGGCGGUUUGGGCGUGGUGACGGUCGGCGGCAGCCGCUACGUCAGGUCUCAGCCCAUGGAGCUCUCCAGGGAUGCGGCAGACGCGCUCGACUUUGCGCAGCGAUCGGGGGGCUUCUUCUCCGCCCCAGACCUAUCUGCUUCCUUGGGCUGGGCCCCCGCUCGCACCGAGUUCACGCUCCAGCAACUCCUGCGGGAUGGACUGACCUGGCUGGACCUGCCCCCCGACGCCGGCGCCCCCUGCCUCUACUGGGUGCCUGCCGUGGGCAUGGAGCAGGCGGCCGCAGCAUACGCUGCCGCCCACAGGCUCGCAUGA
Molecule: messenger RNA, 729 nt
Organism: Auxenochlorella protothecoides
Lineage: Eukaryota; Viridiplantae; Chlorophyta; Trebouxiophyceae; Chlorellales; Chlorellaceae
Product: Vacuolar protein sorting-associated protein 22-like protein 1
Exons: 5
Coding region: 1-729 (242 amino acids)
Biological process (GO): protein transport to vacuole involved in ubiquitin-dependent protein catabolic process via the multivesicular body sorting pathway
Cellular component (GO): ESCRT II complex
Source: RefSeq, a predicted model, not a curated record